UGGUGAGUGGUACGAGCCCCCACUUCGGGAGGCUGCGGGUCGGUCUGCUGAGGGUCGAAGCUCUUCCUGAUCCGAUCGACUAACCUCGAUCUCACAUUUAAUGUUGGCCAGUCUCGGGUCCGUAGGGGAAUCCCGAGCGACUGGGCCUAUCACAUAUGCCAAUGCUGAUUUGAAGAGUGGAAUGGAGGAUUUGCAUGAGGAGGUAAAUUUCAAUAGGGGAGUUGUGUGGAUUGAUGGUUGGAAGGCGAUUAAAAGAGUCUUUGGGGAAACAAGGCUCUUGAUCGCUGAUAAACGGGUGUUGCUAAAGCAUGCUAAGGAGCGAUUGCAACAGGGAGGUACUGUAGUCUUCCGGCGAAUCGUGAAGAUGAAAACUACGACGGAGAAGAAUAAGCAGCAGCUCACAUCACUCCUUAGACGCCCGAGACCGGUUACACAACUGGCGAAUCUGACUACGAACAAGCUUAUAGGGCUAUACCGGGCAGCUGGUUGUUUCACAGAGAAGAAAAAUAAGCUUGCUUUACGUUGGAGGAUUGACAGCGCAAUCAGGAAGAAGAUAGGUACUGGAGUAAGGAGGAAGGUCAAUGUGAAGCUACGUUUCGACUCCUGCAUACGAAAGCGCGGGAUUCGGAGGAUGGUCGAGCGAGUGAUUGACUGCAAGCUACGAGACAAUGUUGUAGCAGCUUUCAUGAAGACCAGGAUCCGAGUGGUUUGGAUGAGGAACAAGACGGUGGGACAACUGUUACAUAACCAGAAGAUCUUCGCAGUGGAGGAGGAAUUCCUGUGUAAGUGUGACAGAUUCAAUCUCUCGAAAGUGGAGGGCCAUGUGGCGACAAGGUUUGCUGAUCUGGACGACGUUCCGACAUUUCUACGUAACUCGAAGAACAUCACGCGAGUUAGCACGACACUGAAGAAGGACACUUUGAUCCAGACGGUCCUGGACGUGACAAAGCACAUCCGGGGAGCGGCGCCAACACUUAGAGUCCCCGAGGGCAUCAUUGAUGAGGGGAGGCUCACAUCACUGGCCAGGACGGAUGUCGAGGUUAAGAGAUGGAGCAAGGGACUAAGUGGCUUGGUUUUGGUGCCGGUAGACCGAAAUCAAGGGGACACUGCCGUCUUCUGUUCGGUCCUGUACAGACACGCUUUUGGGAAGAUUUUUCUGUGGAACACCAACUACCACGAGGUCGGCACGAUCGAGUCGGAGGCUGAGUUUCUGACUCGCUGUAAGAGGGAUUUCACGGAAGCAGGACUGCAUGUUUUUGGUCUUGGCGAGCUGAUGGUAGAUUGGGAACGGCGUACGUAAUUCCCAAGCAUAAGGACCUCGGAAGGUGGAGGCCGAUAGCACCAUCUCCUUCCAACCUUGCAGCAAUUACGCAGAAGAGGAUAGCGAGGGCAUUGCACUAUCUGCUGUUGAGGCUCCCGACAAGGAGUUCAUUCUACCUCAAUUCAGUUGCUGAUCUGCGGGAAGGGAUGGAAUCAGCAACACGAAGAAUGAAUGCAGCUGGCUGCU
Chara braunii is the source of this 1507-nucleotide messenger RNA. The record is from the annotation of a GenBank genome assembly. NCBI's taxonomy places the organism in Eukaryota, Viridiplantae, Streptophyta, Charophyceae, Charales, Characeae.